Molecule: messenger RNA, 1337 nt
Organism: Euleptes europaea (tarantolino)
Lineage: Eukaryota; Metazoa; Chordata; Lepidosauria; Squamata; Sphaerodactylidae
Product: serine/threonine-protein kinase SBK1-like
Exons: 4
Coding region: 1-1290 (429 amino acids)
Biological process (GO): peptidyl-threonine phosphorylation; peptidyl-serine phosphorylation
Molecular function (GO): ATP binding; protein serine/threonine kinase activity
Source: RefSeq, a predicted model, not a curated record
AUGAUACCCGGGCAGGCAGAUGCCACAAAGAGAGAAGGAUCAGCGGAGGAAUGGUCGGGGGCUUUCUUUCCACGGCAGCCCUCUGUUACAUCACCGGCCCGGAAGGGCCUCCCAGACCAAGGUUCUGUUAGUGAGGAGGACGCCAAUUCAGCCACAAACGUGGAGGAGGAGGAGGACAAUGAGGAGUUUCUAGAGCAGCUCAUGUCUUUGACCUCCCGCGGCUUACCCCAGCUGGAGGUUGAGGAGAAAUACAGCAUUGCCAAGGAGUUGGGCAGCGGCUCUUACGGACACGUCCUGCUGGUCCAGCACCGCGAGAGAGGGACUUCAAUGGCACUGAAGCUGACGUCCAAGGAGAGGACAGGGAGACGAGAGUUCCUGCGGGAAUACUGCAUUGCUCUCUGCCUUUCCUCACACCAUGCCCUUCUCCGAACAACUGGCAUUGCUUUUGAGACGUCCACGCAUUACGCCUUUGCCCAGGAGUUGGCGCCAGCAGGGGAUCUCUGUGCCAUCUUGAGCUCAGGGCAGGGCAUUCCCGAGGUGCAGCUGAAGAGGUGCGCAGCCCAGUUGGCUGAGGCUUUGGAUUUCAUGCAUGGCAAGGCCUUGGUGCACCGGGACAUAAAGCUGGACAACGUGAUGCUCUUUGACAGCAAAUGCCGGCUGGUGAAGCUGGGCGACUUUGGCCUGACGAGACUGGAGGGCACUCGAGUAGCUGCCAUGUCUGGCACCCUGCCUUACUCUCCACCCGAGUUGUGCCUGCUGGAGGGCAGUGAUACUCUGUCUCUGGACUCCAGCCUGGACGUCUGGGCCUUUGGGGUGCUGCUGUUCUGCCUCUCCACUGGUUGCUUCCCUUGGGACGUGGCAAUGAGCCCCGACCCUCAGUUCGAGGAAUUUAGUAACUGGCAGAACCGUACGGUGCCAGGGGAGGCUCCUGGCCUGUGGAAGGGCUUCACCGCCAAUGUCUUGGGAAUGUUCCGUCGUUUGAUGACUAUGGACCCUGAUCGCCGCAGUCCUGCUAUCGAAGUGCACAAGUACUUACCCCUGCCUUGGCUGGUGGACAGCUCCAGAGCAACACAGAGUCCACUGGGGGAUCAUCUCAAGGGAACAAAUUCCGUUGCGUGCUUCAGAGGCCCCACAGGGGACAAUACUGGCUUGGGCAGGGGCACCCAGGAGAAAUGCCCUGGACUGAUCAUCCCUGAAAAAACCCACGCCAUACAGAUAGAUCCUGAUCUUAGAAGCCGGCCCAGUUUACAGGAAGGCUCCAGAUUAGCAGAGGCUGGACUCCAGCCUUGAACAAGGUCCGAGGUGAGAAGACCAGAAUCUUCCCUGACAGGCCACAA